Messenger RNA from Epithele typhae, 1587 nucleotides. Its product is annotated as general substrate transporter. Gene Ontology annotation, biological process: transmembrane transport; carbohydrate transport. Lineage: Eukaryota; Fungi; Basidiomycota; Agaricomycetes; Polyporales; Epitheliaceae. The record is from RefSeq and is a predicted model, not a curated record. Bases 1 to 1587 code for a protein of 528 amino acids. Gene Ontology annotation, cellular component: membrane. The transcript is spliced from 5 exons. Gene Ontology annotation, molecular function: carbohydrate:proton symporter activity.
AUGCUGAACUCCAAGGACAGUAUCGCUCAUAUUGAGGCGGACCCACGGACUGUCGCUCCCAACACCACGGGCGACAUACUGAAGCCUCGACUUGAAGACGUUUUCUCUCAGGACAGGCCCAAACCGCUUAGAUCCAGUUUUCUGCGACUGUAUGCAUGCCUGUUUGUGGCUUACCUCUGUUCCGCUACCAAUGGCUUCGACGCCAACACCUUCGGAGGCCUAUCUGCCACAAAGACCUUCGUUUCGUACUUCGGGAUCACUGCUGAAAAUCAAGGCAUUGUGGCUGCGCUUUACGUCGUUGGUAACGUCGCCGGGUGCCUCUUCGCCGGGCCUUGCGCAGACCGUUAUGGCCGCCGCUUCGGGAUGACCGUGGGGUCCCUCAUUUGUGUCGUCGGGGCCGUGAUGCAAACCACAGCGCGGAACCUCAGUACCCUCAUGGGCGGCCGAUUCAUCUUGGGGCUUGGCGCUGCGGUCGUCCAAACCGCUGGACCCGCCUACGUCGUUGAAAUGGCCUAUCCCAAGUACCGCGGAGUGCUCACUGGAGCAUAUCAAACUUGCUUCUUCCUCGGAACCAUCGUCUCCACCUGGCUGGAGUAUGGACUCAACUUCGUGGAGAGUCAACCCCAGUGGACGUGGCGUCUCCCCCUGGCAGUGCAAGCUUUGCCUUCAGUGUUGGUGUUGAUGUUCGUAUGGUUCAUACCCGAAACGCCCCGAUGGCACAUUGCUCAUAGCAAUAUCGAAGAAGCGAGGAAUGUCCUUAUCAAGUACCAUGGCGAUGGCGACCCCAACUCCCCCAUCGUGGCCCUAGAGCUCGAGGAGAUGCUCGAAGUGAUAUCUGCUGAGGGGUCUGAUAGGCGCUGGUGGGACUUCCGACGCCUCUUCGACUCGCGCUCUGCCCGAUACCGCACCUUCCUCAUUAGCUGCAUGGCGUUCUUCGGGCAAUGGGACCUUCCACCUACGAGCUAUUAUUUCCCUCUUAUGGCCCAGACAGCGGGGAUCACUAGCGAACGCACGCAGCUCCUUCUCAACGCUCUGCAAACACCCAUCAUGAUGGCCGCCGCGCUGUUUGGCCUUCGCUGGGUGGACCGCCUCGGACGCCGCAAGCUUCUCAUCGGAUCGAGCACCGGCAUGGCCCUCUCCGUGGCCGUGAUCACCGCCUGCACCGCGCAGCAAGCAGGACGACCCGUUGUCGGCGGGGCAGGGAUCGCCUUCGUCUACGUCUUCCUCGUCGUCUUCGCGUUCGCGUGGACACCUGCGCAGUCGCUCUACCCGACCGAGGUCCUCGCAUUCAACACGCGCGCCAAGGGCCUCGCGUUCAUGAACCUGCUUGUCAACGUUGCGAACGUAUUCAACACAUACGUCCCGCCCGUCGCGAUCGCGCGUGCGAGCUGGCGGUUCUACAUCUUCUAUGUCUUAUGGGACGCGCUGGGGGCGAUCGUGAUAUACCUGACAUUUGUAGAGACGAAGGGCCGAAAUCUAGAGGAGAUCGACGAGAUAUUUGAGGCCGAAAACCCAAAGGAAGCAAGCCUGCGGCGACGGAAGUUCCAGUACUUGUAUGCUAUGGUGCAAGAGUUCGAUUUAGACUAA